Molecule: messenger RNA, 1644 nt
Organism: Folsomia candida
Lineage: Eukaryota; Metazoa; Arthropoda; Collembola; Entomobryomorpha; Isotomidae
Exons: 3
Coding region: 340-1122 (260 amino acids)
Source: RefSeq, a predicted model, not a curated record
UUUGAAAUGAAUAUGACAGAAAGAUGCUGGCAAUUGGGAAUACUUGACUUAUACGUACGUACAUAUAUUGGCGAAAUAACUAACUAAAUCAGUCCUAAAAGUGCUACUGGUGAACAAACAGAUUUUAUGGCACUGUUCUACAUAUAAUACAUAUUUAUUUUUCUACAAAUUAUUAUUAGUGUUAUACGCUAAACGAUGUGAUUGUAUCUAGUGCGUGGUGGGUUUGUUUUGGGAAAUAAAGACAUUAAAUGUUAAUUCGAAAAUAUAUAAGAGAAGAUUAAUACUCCAACAGUGAUAAUCAAAUCUAAACCGCACAGCAAGAGAACAAUUGUUUAAGUCAUGGCGUCCUCGGGCAAAAUAGCAUCAAUUAGUUUUGCCAUCCUGCUCUCAGCGUGCGUAUUGGUUACUGAAUUGGAAGCACGUUUCUGCUACAAGUGUCUCUCUAUGAGUUGUCCUGCUGAAAACAAUAUUUGCGAGGAUGUGAGAGCCUUUGUCGUAAAGCAAUUAAGAGAAUAUUAUCACGUGGGGUCAUAUCUUGCACCCUGUCCAGACCAACAUGAUGGAGCCGAGUGGCUGAAAAUGCAAGUGGUCGACGUUCCUUGCCCGGGGAGUGGGUCGUCCCCCACUUGCACUGCUGGAAGGAUACAAAUAAAAUCAUUCAGCGGGGACGACACUCCUCCGCUUAUCUCACACGCAACUGUCCUUGGUUGUGCGAAUCAGCAAUUGCUACAUUCCAUCAGAAAUGCUAAAACCAAAUCUCAAUGCGAUUUGAUUUCUAAGAACGGGACAAUGUCGACAAACACUUAUCAUCGGAUGCUGCUGGAACAUUGCAGUGAGGCGCAAACGGUGUGCUACGACACGGACUAUUGUGUGGAUCCAGAGCAGAGUGUUGUGAAAGAUUUUGUGAAUAUUCAUCAUUCCAUUGGACGUUUUGAUUACGGAUUGGUCAUCGGAACCAUUGCAUUUAUUAUUGUAGUAUUUGCUGCAGUGAUUGGAGCCAGUUUAUGUUCAUUUCCUAUCAACAAACCCUCGAAUCUUCCAAAAACCAGUGAAGACGCUGAUUUGAUCAGAAUUCGUCCAACAUCAUUGUCCACUCAAGGCCUGGAAGACGGGACGACGUGAACACGAAAAUUAUUUAAAUCUCUAACGUGUGUUUAUUUUAUCUGAAAUCACUUGAUUGAUUAUCUCUAUGAUCUGAAUUCAUUUCUAGUUAGUUAAUUUAUAUAGGAGAAAUCUUAUGAAUUCGAGCACUAUCUACUAAAAAGUAAAUAAUAUAUAAAGUUUUAUAACUGGUUUUGUACAUGCAAUUGAAUGCAGCUCUUGUUAAUCGAAAGAAAUACUCAUGUAUGUUUAAUAUAUGUAUGAUAGUACAGCCUUUAAUAUGUACAUAAAAGACUGAUGGCGUGAACCAAUUCUAAAAUUGGCAAUGAUCAAUAGACAUACAUAAUAUUUAAAACUUAUUGAUAAAGGCUUUCACUGUAAUCAACAUGAAUGUGCAAUGAAUACAUUGUGUUCAAUACUAGAUUCACGACAACGACGCCGAUGUACGCAUGCAAAGUUAUAUAAUCCAGAUUAGAAUUUUAAAAUAGCUCUCGAAUUUUGUAUUUAAUGUUAUGCCAAUAAACAUAAUAUAUACAUUUUUGA